AUGCCAGUGCAUCAGGUGCUCUCCGUGACUCUCGCUUUGUUCUGGACUGUCAUAGCAGAACCAGAUGCGCAAGCACUACUAGGAGAUGACCAAUGUGAAGGCGCUGGCCAAUGUGCUUUAAGUGCUCUUCAGAGACGGGGUGUCAAGAAAGCUGAGGACGAGAUCAGAGUAGCAGAAGAAGAGUUGGCCGCCUUCAUAGAAGACUCCAUCAAGGCCCAAAGCCUUCCAGCCUUAGAACAGCUCAACGAGGAGGUGCUAGUCAACUACACGCACCUGCAAUCGAUGGGCUGCUUUGCGAAGCCUCAGGAGUAUCGUCUUUCCUGGCGUGCUGCCGGCCGCGACUUUUUUGAUCAGUUUACUUUUGUCGAACAGGAUGACACUCAUGGAGCUCAGCGGUACUUGACCAAGGAGCAAGCUUUCAAAAAUCAUGUCAUCUCCAUCAGCAACGGCGGCUCAGCCAUUCUGCGGAUUGGGGAUUUGAUCCCCACCGGAGAUCCCGGAGCACCCUACAAGAGGAACAGUGUCAUGAUCCAUUCCAACUAUGCCUGGGCUCCUGCAACAGGCAUGCUGGUGGUCAUGAAGUACAAUCAUGUCCCAUAUGGUGCUUCAAUCUGGCCAGCGUUCUGGUUGAUGAACAGCGACAAUGUUUGGCCUAAGGGCGGGGAGUUUGACAUUAUGGAGUACGCCAAUGACGAGGCAAGCAAAAUCACUUUCCAUGCUGAUAGAAACUGCAUGUUGGACAACCGCAAGUUGGGCUACUGCAUGCGCGGCAAGCACAUGGGUGGUCCUGGACCCUCCAACUGCAACACGAACUACUGGAAGAAUCUCUUUGGCUGCCGACCUAGACAAGUCCAAAAGAAUGGCCAAUGGUACGCCAAGAAUCCAGGUGUGAUGGCUGCUGCUUGGGAUGAUGAGGGCAUUACGGUCUAUCAUAUUCCUGAGAACCGCAUUCCGGCGGACUUGAAGGACGACAAGCCUCGGCCAGAAGGGUGGGGUGAAUUUGUAGUGGCAUACCUGCCGAUGGAGCAUCACAGUUGCAAGAACAUCGCCCAGCCACAGGAGAUCGUGCUGAACAUCGCCCUUUGUGGCGAUUGGGCAGGCAAUGGCUGGUUCAGGUCAGGCGAGGCUCGACGUACCGGCUUCACACGUGGCUGUGGCCCGUUGAUUUUUGAGCCAACAAGAGAUUGCUGCUCGCAGUUUGCUACAAGCAGAGAUCAUCGCAUUGAGGAUAUGUUCAGGAGACAAGCCUACUUUGACAUUGACUACCUGAAGGCAUUUUCAACAGACUAUAUAUAUAUAUAUACAUACACAUACAUAUAUAUAUAUUAUAUAUAUGCAUCUAUAUACCUUAUUAUAGUUUAUUACAUACCUGAUAUACAUGCUUUUGCUUUGCGAACAUUACCAUCAUUUUGGUCGCACAGUGUGCAGAGAUGCUGGAAUGGCAGGUUUUUGCACCUGUGCAUGCCCAAACCCCUCAGACUUCUGGUGUCAAAAGGCCAGGGCAUCAGAGGAGGAGAAUCAACUCACUUUGUUUUCUCGACAUCGAUCCUGUUGAACUCUCAAAUAAGCCGUGGGUUGGCAAGCUUACUUAGCAGAUAA
Messenger RNA from Cladocopium goreaui, 1599 nucleotides. NCBI's taxonomy places the organism in Eukaryota, Dinophyceae, Suessiales, Symbiodiniaceae. The record is from the annotation of a GenBank genome assembly.